AUGACUCUCGCCCAUGUGGUUUUCAAGCCCCAAAACCCCUUCUUGAUUCAUCUCAUUCAAAUCUUUCCUCUUUCUCAUACACUCCCUCAUUUUCUACUUCCUCUCUACUCCAUAACCCGCCAAACGAAUCGUUCUUACUACUCCUCUCUUCCUUCAGAUAAUCUUGUAACAGUAAACAAAUUGAUAUCAAUCUUCACGCAGAAACAACCCUUAUCUUUGGUAUCCACAACAGAGCUAACCAACUUUGGAUCGAAGCUGACGACUGAUGUUGUUGAAACUGCACUAAAAAGCUUCAAGAACUGGAAAACGGCGCUUAGAUUCUUCAACUGGGCAUCAACUCAAAAUGGGUAUCACCACAGCUGUUAUACUUAUAAUGCCAUGGCUUCUAUCCUAUCAGGUGCUCGACAAAAUGCCGCAAUGAAGGAACUGUCUAUCAACUUGAUAAAAUCAAAGUGCUACAUGAGCGCAGGUGCGCUAGGGUUUUUUGUUAGGUGUUUAGGAGGCCUAGGGAUGGUUAACGAGGCUAAUGAGUUGUUCGAUCAAGUUAAGGAAUUGGGUUGUGUUCCAAAUAAUUAUAGCUAUAAUUCACUAUUGGAAGCUAUUUCCAAGUCAGGGUCUGUAGAUUUAAUGGCUAUGAGAAUGAAUGAGAUGAAGGAUAAUGGAUGGAAGCCUGAUAAGUAUACUUUGACAUCUGUGAUUCAGUGUUAUUGUAAAGCAGGCAAGUUUGAACAAGCUUUUGAAGUGUUUCAGCAGAUUGAUGAACUUAAUUGGGUAGAUUCUUACAUUUUCACAAUCUUGAUAAUCUCAUUGAGCAAAGGGGGUGAGGUGGAUAAAGCAAUCUACUUGAUUAACAAGAUGGAUGAUUUCAAGAUAAUCUUGAACGAGAAAACCUUUUAUGUUUUGAUUCAUGGGUUUGUAAAAGAAGGCAAAGUAGAUUAUGCUCUAACCCUAUUUAAAAAGAUGCAAACUUUAGGUUUUGUCCCUGAAAUUUCACUCUAUGCUGUACUCAUUGAAGGACUUUGCAAAAGGAAAGAGCUUACAAAAGCUUUACAAUUGUAUUCUCAGUUGAGUAAAAUGGGUAUUCAUCCUGAUGUUAAUCUACUCAAAGCUUUAGUAUCUUCUUUAUCUGAUGAGAAAGAAAUGAUGUCCUUACUCAAAGAGGCAAAAGACUAUCUCAACAAGACAUCCAUGACUACAUUAUGCAAUGCUGCCCUUAUUACUCUGGUUAAAAGUGGCUCAAUUGAUAAAGCAUAUCAUCUCAUUCAAUCAAUAAUGAAGGAUUAUGAUCAUGUUCCCCUAGAUGCCUCUUCUUUUGAAAUUGUUAUUGAUGGUUUGAUCGAUAAAGGUAACUUGGAUGUUGCCCUAGACCUCUUCAAUGAAAUGGAUCAAAUUGAUUGUAAACGAAGUUUGCUACUUUACAAUAACAUGAUCAAUGCUUUAAGCAAUGAAAAGAAAGUGGAAAAAUGUCAUGAGCUUCUGAAAGAGAUGAAGGAUUCUGGAUUCCCACCAUCACAAUUCACACACAACUCCAUAUUUGGAUACUACUGUAAAGUUGCUGAUGUGGCAGGUGCCAUAGACAUGUUACAUGAGAUGCAUACUCAUGGGCAUCAACCAUGGAUUAAACAUUACACCUUGCUUGUGAAACAACUCUCAAGAAUUUCCAAAGUUGCUGAAGCAUCUAACUUUUUAACAAUCAUGGUGGAUAAAGGUUUUUUACCUGACAUGAUUGUGUAUUCUGCUGUGAUUGAUGGUUGGUUAAAGAUUGGAGAAUUGGAUUAUGCUUUGAAGAUGUUCAAGGGUAUUUCGGGUAAUAAACAUUGUCCUGAUGUAGUUACAUAUAACACCAUCAUAAACGGUCUUUGCAAGGCCAAAAAGGUAUCAGAAGCUAAUGAUAUAUAUCAAGAAAUGAUACAAAAGUGUCUUAUUCCAUCUGUUGUGACAUACAAUCUACUGAUAGAUGCUUACUUUAAAAAUGGUGACAUUGAUCAGGCGAUUGGGUUCUUUAAGAUGAUGAGUCAAAAAGGAAGGAACCCUAAUGUUGUUACUUACACUUGUUUAAUUGAUGGAUUGUGUAAUGUUGGAAGAUCAGAUGAAGCUUUGGUGAUUUGGAAUGAAAUGUGUAGUUGUACUUCACCAAACAAGAUUGCUUAUAUGGCUCUUGUUAAUGGACUUUGUAAAUGCAGGAAGCCAGAUGAAGGUUUGAUUUAUUUUGAGGAGAUGAAGGAGAAGGAUAUGAAUGUGGAUAGUUAUGUGUAUGUUGCAUUGAUUGAAGCUUUUGUUUCUGUAUCAAAUGCAGCCAUGGGUGUUUGUGUUUUGAGAAAGAUGAUUGGGGAUGAAAGGGUUCCUGAUUUGGGUGAUAAAAACUGUGGAAUUUUGAGGGAGGUUGUGGUGAAAUUGUUGGAUGAUGAAUUGGUUUGUGAAGAAAUUAGAAGAUUAAUUGAAGAUGGUAGUGUUCCAAUUCAUUUGGUGCAAACAUGA
Molecule: messenger RNA, 2478 nt
Organism: Lactuca virosa
Lineage: Eukaryota; Viridiplantae; Streptophyta; Magnoliopsida; Asterales; Asteraceae
Source: the annotation of a GenBank genome assembly